Molecule: messenger RNA, 29587 nt
Organism: Porites lobata
Lineage: Eukaryota; Metazoa; Cnidaria; Anthozoa; Scleractinia; Poritidae
Source: the annotation of a GenBank genome assembly
AUGAUUAAUUAUAGCUCUUUUAUAAUGUCCGUACAGGUACUCAUAUCAGCAGGUCCAGGAGGUAAACUAUCUGUUCUUUUGAAGAGCUUCUCAAAUCCCUCCAACGUAGACCUAAACGGGCAAUGUUGUGACGCCACAUGUAGGAGCUGUGAUUACUACUUAAAGAUUUGUGUGAAGCAAACUUCUGGAGGAUCUUGUGUUGCUUAUGCAACAACAAAAACCUACGAUAACACGAAGUAUAUUGUCUUCAAAGUAAACGAGGCGUUUUCGAGUGGUGGAAGGAAUCCUGUAGUAUGGGCGUUUUCCUCAUGGAAGGUAAUUUGACGUAUUACCCUAAACUCUCUAAAAAGCCCACAGGGAACUAAUUUUUACCAGCCGUUAUUAAGAGGGGGCUAACUGCAGAAAGGCACUUAUUAGAGAGGAGAAGGGGGGUAAUUAUUUAGAACUGAAAAGGCAACCAGCCUUGGUAAUUUAUUUUAUUUCAUAAAUAUUCAAAUGGCGGCAUCAAUGAAACACUUGGUGAAGGACAAUAUCAUCAUUGUACAGGGCACCAUAUUUGUUAUACCAGACCCUUGACAAUCAUCACUAAAUACAACUAAAUACAAAGAAUUGUGUCCUUUUCAAGAGACUGCUUUGUGCAAUUAAAACUGGACCGCAGUUAGUGGGGAGUUGCUUAUUAAAGAGCCCGGGUUUAAUAAGCUUUGGUGGGGCUUGACUAAAAGAGGAAGGCAAAUUAGAGAGACCACGGUCAUCUUUGACUUCCAUGCUUAAUUUGAUUCAUCAAAUCUAAUUUUUAGUGUCAGUUCAUACGUUGUGUUUCUACCGUGUCGAAAUCAAUUUUUGAAUAAAGGUCGACAAAAACACGGCAAAAGCACGACUUCCGAAUCAAAGUUUUGAACUUGAUUCGGCCGAGCAAUUCGACAAGGUCUGCCUUGCUACAUGACUCUGAUACUCGGCUUAUUCCGUGUCGUACAGUCGACUCCCAAUAACUCGAACCUUCAAGGGAAGUCGAAAAAGGUUCGAGUUAUCGGGAGUUCGAGUUAUCGAGAGUUCGAAGAAAAUAGCCGAGAGUAUGGUAAAAAAGGGUUUUACUGCACAGUGAACAUUUUAAUCACAUUUAAUUGUAGAAAUGUCAAGUGAAAUUAAAAGAUACUUCUAGAUUAUAAAACAGAACGUAACGUAACAAAACAUAGCCUAAAUAGAGCAUGCCUUUUACUGUUUUGAGAAGAAAAGGUGCUUCAUGUUAGCCUGUGACAAUCAACAUCAGCCUCCACUAGUAAACUAUACUCCUACAACACGUCAAUAGGAAAUCCAAAAUUUAAUGUUUCGGAAGCCCGUAGGCGGCUUUUUCCCCGACUUUUUAAGGGCUCAAAACAUGGUUCGAGUUAUCGAGGGUAAAAUUAUAUAGAAAAUGACCUGAGGGGAAACGAAAAUUGGUUCGAGUUAGCGGGAGUUCGAGUUAUCGAGGGUUCGAGUUGCCGAGGGUACAUUUACAGUGAAUCAAGAGACUAUAAAGGGGACAGAGAGGGCAUCCCCCAUAUACACCCUAUUCCAUAGGUAAUUCGUCUCGAGUUAUUUUUAGAAUCGGGAUAAAGUUACCUCGCGCGAGGCGUGGAUGUUUCGUGGAGGUUUCGCAUGACCAAACGCCGUGCAAAACAUGUCGGGCGAGAGGCAAUGAAAGCGUAAAAAGAUCGAGAGCAUUCCUGAAUAUUGAAGCGAAUUGACUCGGCACUCACCUGGGAAAAAGGAAUCGCUGGACUCUUUGACAACCCGUGAAAUCAGUUUAACUCGAAGUUGUCGUAACCUCAGUGCUUUAAUAAAAUGAGAAAUUUCGCUGGUCUAUUGAAACCGGUCGUUUGCACAAUUUAGGGAGUUUAAGAUCCAACGACGCGGACGACAACUAGAACGUCAAAAAACAAUAGGUUUAAUUAGCAAAACAACAACUUCGCACGUGCAACACACUUUUUUGUUCAUUUCUUUCCCGUUUUUGCACGACUACGACGUGAAAAUGCCUAAUUUCGCGUUUUAUGGAGGACGUAAAUAAGCAACGACGAAAUUUUAUUUCUCUUUCUGAGCUUGAAUAUGAUCCCUUGAAAUUCAGCUUUCGGAGGGUUCGCCUACAAUUGACAAAGUAAUUGGGUAGGAAUAAUCGCUAUAAAGACUGAAAAAAAUAAACAUCAAACCAGAAAUUGCUCUCUUCAAACUGUAAAUUAUAAAUGAUCCUGAGAGAAUAUUCAGUGCAUGUGUUAAGGAUUUCCCUGCUCUACUGUUAGCUCUAUACAAGAGAGGAAGGGCGAUUUUUUUUAAAUUUCGGUUUCGCUGACACAGCUUUCGCAGAAAUCUUGCUGUAGUCGUUUUCGUCGACAAAAGGAAUAGCAAAAUCGCUCUUCGCGUCUUCCCCCAUUUUGUUCUGCGUCAUUUCGUGAAGGACGCGUGGCUCUCAGUGUGGGUCAUCCACGCGGAACACAUUCGCGCUAUGUGAUGGGCUGUUGUCUAAUCCCCCUUGAGAUCUGUGGUGUUAAAAAUAACUCGAGACGAAUUACCUAUGCAAUAGGGUGUAUACGGGGGAUGCCCUCUCUGUCCCCUUUAUAGUCUCUUGCAGUGAAUGUAUGACGGAAAUCCAGGGGAAAUCGAUUUUGGUUCGAGUUAGCGAGGGUUCGAGUUAUCGGGAGUCGACUGUACUAAAUUAAUAAAUUUCGGAAAUGAGUUUUUAAAAAUGUAUAUUUUUGUUUCAUUUACCGCUCACUUGAUAUUUCGUUCAUAUAUUUAAGUUCGACAGAAGCACGACGUCUCAAUUGAAGUCGCGCUUCUGUUAUACGUCUGUUGAACCCUUUACAACUGAGUUCAGCACGGUGGAAGCACGACGUAUGAAUGGGCUUUGAAUUCGAUUCUUAAGAUCUCAUGACUUUCUUGCCUUAACAAGUGCUUGAUCAUUUCACACUCAGAGAAAUGAUCUAUUUUUCAGGGCUCAUUUGUAGUGAGAGUCGAGGCUAUGGACGAUGACCAUUUUUCAGAUGAUCUCGUGGAUAGGUAUGAACGCAGGAUAGCUGUUAUUCCCUCAUCCUGGGCCUCACCAGUAAAGUGGCGGCAAGUAAUUCUGGGAGGCAACCCCUCCACGACAGUGCUGCAAUACUCUGUGCAAUGUAAUCAAGACUAUUAUGGGCCCAGCUGUACCACACACUGUGUAGAACGUAACGACGAUACUGCGGGUCACUAUACUUGCGAUAAAACUACUGGUCACAUUAUUUGUCGAGUUGGUUGGCAUGGGUCAAGCUGUAAGGUAUACUGCACACCCCAUGAUGAUUCUAUACACGGGCACUACACGUGUGAGCCUGGUACAGGAAGAAAGGUCUGUCUGCAUGGCUGGUAUGGCUCUAGUUGCAAAGUGCCUUGUUUGCCUAGAAAUGACUCUGUGGCGGGUUACACUUGCAAUUCGCAAGGACAAAAGAUUUGUUUGCAAAAUUGGUUCGGAAAAAAUCACUGCAAUUUGUAUUGUAAGCCAACCAAUGAUUCAUCCUCAGGUUAUACGUGUGACUCAACUGGGAAAAGGUUGUGUUUGAAAGGUUGGUUUGGUCCAUCAUGCGAUUGUAAUCCCAAAAAUGAUUCGUCUAUGGGUUAUACGUGUAACACUAUCACUGGAAAAAGAGAAUGCCUGGUGGGAUGGUUUGGAAGGAAGUGUGACGUUUUCUGUUUGCCAAGAAACGAUUCUGUGGGCCAUUUUAGUUGUCACAGUGAUACAGGAGCAAAAGAGUGUUUACCAGACUGGUUUGGUGAAAACUGUAAUGUGCAUUGUAAAUCUCGAAAUGAUUCACUUGGCCAACACGAGUGCACAGUUAAUGGAAGCGUUAUAUGUUCUCGCAAUUGGUACGGUCGGAACUGUACCGUAUAUUGCGUUGCGAAGAAUGAUAUUGAAGGUCAUUAUAGUUGUCAUCCACAAACAGGACAAAGUAUUUGUCACCAAAACUGGUAUGGAGAAAAUUGCAGCACAAACUGUGUUCCUCAAGAUAACGACUGGCUUGGUCAUUACAACUGCAAUAAGACCGACGGCAGUAAACAGUGUCAUAGCAACUGGCAUGGACCGCGUUGCACUCUCUUCUGCGCGCCUCGCAAUGAUUCUGGCGGACAUUACUUGUGCGAAAAAACUAAUGGUAGCAAAGUUUGUUUGGAGAACUGGUUUGGAACUGAGUGCAAGAGGUAUUGCAAAGCAAUGAAUAACUCACAAGGACACUACAAUUGUAGUGCUGAAGAUGGGACCAGGAUAUGUCACAAACACUGGUAUGGGCCAAACUGUACGGUGUAUUGCGCACCAAGAAAUGACUCCAAGGGACAUUAUCUGUGUGAUCAUAGCGAUGGCAGUAAGAUGUGCCACACCAACUGGUACGGUCGGCACUGUUCUACCCACUGUGCUCCAAGGAAUGACUCCAAGGGACAUUAUGAUUGCGGGCCAAUAGACGGAUCUAAGAUUUGUCACCAAGACUGGUAUGGUGCUAACUGCUCCGUAAGGUGUGUCUCUAAAGAUGAUGCCACUGGCCACUACACCUGUGAUGUCUCUGAUGGAAGCAAGUUGUGCUACAAAUAUUGGUUUGGCCCUAACUGCACGACAUUCUGCAGACCACAAGACAGCUAUCAAGGACACUACACCUGCCAUACGGAAACAGGUCACAAGGUGUGCAUUGAAGGGUGGGAAGGAGAGGAGUGUCUUCACAGUAAGUUUAUGACAAAUCAUUUGCAUUGUGAAGUCAUAUUACUUUUGAUAGCUGUACGCAUAAGUAAGACUCGCAGGAAAUCCCUUCCGCAAGCAUAACAAGCAAAACGAAAGAGAAACGGCCCAGCCUUUCCUGAUUUCCCUUAAUCAAUUUAUAGUAUUCAUGGCUGCAAUUUCAUUUGUGACGUGGGAAUCAAACUGACUGCGGUAAAGAAAACGCACUUCAUUUGAGUCUCAAUGUAUCUUGCAUAAAAGCACUGAUCGACGACACUGUUUUGCUUCUCCUCAUGUCGACUGAACUAGGUCUUGCGCUCUAUCGACUGAACGAGUCCAGCGUCAGGACAGAUUACUGAAUAUAAUAACUUAUGUAUGGAAUGGCAGGAAAGGAGGUGCUUUUUGGCCAGCCUCAAUUAAAAAGGACUAUCUUAAUCGCUUUAAAAAUAUUAACCAAUCGUCAUAAGGAUGGUAAAAAAAUACACUUUUAACCAAGAAUCGACAAAACAAAACGAAAACCCCCAUAAAAGCCGUUUAGCCGAAACCGAUUGUGGCCAUUGAACAGAAUUUAAGCCUCCUCCUGAUGAAUCGUUACGAAAGUUACAAAUUUGCAAGACUAGCUAAGAGUUGUUUAUAGUCUCUCUUUUCAACCAAUAUGAAUUCCUCCAGAUUGAUUUUGAAAUGUUCAUUUUCUUAUUCUUUCAGGAGUUACUACUGGUCCACCUGAAACAGCGUCUCCUCCCACUACAGCUCCCAGGUUAGAAAGCACAGAGAUCAGCUAUACAUCCAAGCUACCUUCUAAUAGCGGAAUACUUCCCAUAGAGAAACAAAGCAGAAGUGAAGCUCGGAGAACGUGGAUGACAAAAACACGAAUCGGUUUGAUCAGUGGCGGCUUUGCUCUUCUUUUAUGCCUUAUCACUAUGGCUGUGAUUGUUCUAUUGAGGUAAGCAUACACUGUUAAAAUAUCAAAAAACUUUCGCUUUUAAUAAAAGCUGUUUAAAGUAAUUUGCGAACAUCUAUUGAAAUAAAAUGCGCAUCUGUAUGAGUGGCGUAAAAGGCGCGCCCGUAAAACGGACACAACAACUUAGGAAUGAACUGUUGAGCGUGAAGACGCGGGGAGUUAUCAAAUGUUGUCCGUAUUAUUUUGUCUUUUAGUAAUACGCCUGUUGUGAUUGGCCAUUUCAGCGGGCCGUAUAUUUCACUGUGGGGCACGCCUUAUUCAAGGUUUUGGUCAUAAUGAAGUAUUGAGUUGAUUAUGGUUCUCACGUUAGUCAUGAUAUCCUUUAGCUGUAGAUCACGACACCGUAAGCAGCCAUUUCAGUAUAGACGGCAACACAAUGAGAAAGGAAAUGACUUGGGAAGUUCACUGGACAGACGCCCUAGUGGUAGAGUGAAUCCGGCCACCGACGUACUUUCUCAGUAUGAGAUGAACGACAUGUUCUUUAAAGUCCAAGAGGUUUCUUGGUAAGUCGACAACAUCCUUCGGUAAAGUUUUAGCCUGAGAAAACAGCCCGCUUUUGGCGACGCUACCACUGGUUUCUCCGCCAAAUGACGUCUGAGAAACGAGGGCAGAAAUUCCACACUGAUGACGCGUCAUUACCCAGAUCUGGGUAGUGCUUCUGAUUGGUCGCGCCGCGUGGGAAAUUUGAUUCAACCAAUCAGAAGCAGUAUGGAAUUUCUGCGCUCGUUUCUCACUGAGAACAGACGUCAUUUGGCGGGGAAACCAGUGGUAGCGUCGCCAAAUGUCGGCUGUUUUCUGAGGCUAGUAAGGUUCCGAAAGUCAUGAUUUCGAGAGUAAAGAUACAUCUUCCUUUUUUGGUACUUUGUAAUUGGCUUGGGAAAUAUGGAAGAAUAUAUUAUGCUUUAUCUUUUUCGUUUUACUUAGGGGCGAGGACGGCUCAAGGCAAGUAGAGGACCACCUAGUCAUGUACAACAACCCCCUGUUUACCAAAAGAGAUCAAAUCAAGAGCUCUGUGAGCACAAGGCAACUGGCUCUGGACAGUGAAUGGAAUGUGGUGUUUGAUUUAUAAACGGGUGCAUAUUUAGUCUCGAGAGGGCUGAUCGCCUGUAAUAGCUUGUAGCUCACUGUAAAAUUGAGUUUAAUUAGGAUUAAAUUAUGUUGUAAAAAUAUAUUUUAUUUAAUUAUCGAAACAAUAUUACCUUCAAUACUUUUUGUUACUGAAAUUGAAAUAUUAUUGACAUAAUGACGACAAAGAGAAAAAAGAUUAAAACGCUAUUGUUAAAAAAACUCUGUACAUAUUCUUAACAUAAGAAACAUGUGAAACAGGAAAAGAAAUAGGAUGAAAGCUUGUUAAUUUACAUCAAUUUUCCAAGCUUAUAAAAUGAAACAAAAAACAGAAAGAAUUAGAAAGAGUUCUACGACAAAAUCUGUAUUGGAUUGAAUAUUACCUUAGCCUUUAUCUGUUUGACAAUGGUAUCUUUUAGGGGUCAAUAAAGCAUGCGAAAGCGUUAUUUGAUUCAUUUCGGGGUUUAAUUCAAUUUUUCCGACCAGCAUUCACCACGUUUAUAGGUGAUUGUUAAACUAGCACUUUCAAGCUAUGAAGCACGCACAGCUUUCUUCUUCUCGGCUCUCCUGAGUUUAUAAGAUAGUUGAUGAAAAUUAAUUCCAUUAUAAAAGUUUCGCGAUUAAAAGAUUACAAAUACAAAAAAAAAUUCAAUUUUACCGAGAAUUACAUGGAUAGUUCAUUAUCUAUCUGAACAAUUAAUAAUGUCAUCUGUUUUAGUACCUUGGUGACUUCUUUCUCGAUGAAAUGCUCACUAUUGGUUUUCUUUAUAGUUUCCUUUUUUUUUUCACAAUGCGGUUUCCUGUUUCAUCUGAGACACAAAAUUCAUUGGCCCUAUGAAUGAUUAACUUCAACUAUAUUCAUUUCUUUUCUUAAAAUUAAAUUAAAGUCAAUUUGAUUGAAUAAAUAUUACAGUCAAAUUUAUUUCUAUUUCCAGUUCAUAGUAACUGGUAACAAUGCAUACAAUUAAGUUAUAGGAUUUCAUUGAAGUAGACUGACUGAUAAGAUACAAUAAAGGGAAGCGGUGCGCGAAAAGCAGUGCAAGAAAGCUUCAAAAUGUAAUCGCACCAACAUUCUACUAUAGCCAUGAUUAUGUUCAAGGUCAAAAACUAGAACCACCGUUUACAGCACCUUAAAGCAAAGUCCUGCUAAAAGAAGGCAAGCAAAUCGCGUUUUCUUCGGUGCUACCGUUCAAGUGGGCCAGAAGGAGAGCGAUUCCGACUGUGCGCUUAAUUUGUUGUGACAAACAUUUCAUUUGCAAAACAAAACAUCAAUUUAAACCUUUGGUGACGGACAGCUGCAGCUACACAGGGCAAAAGGAGUAGUUAGUAAUAAGAACGAUUUUUUAACCAAAUGCUCCUUUUUGAAUCUGUUUUCUGCCAAAAGGAGACAUUACUGUUUACAAUCAUUGUUUUUGUUAUUCAAAUUUGUAACAAGUGAAACAAAGGAAUCAUCUUUUUCAAAAACCAAAGCGCUUCUGCCUGAGCAUCGCUUUUAAAUCUAACUUUAAAUGGCUAAAAAAUAAUAUUGCCAUCAGUAAAGACUUUUAUCCCGCUGCAGGUAAUUUAAUAAGCUUUAUUUUGUUUUGAGAGAAUUUAUACCUUCUGCCCUUAAACUGAAAUUUAAAUUUUAAUUAGAGUCAAAAAUUUAGCCAAUGAAAUAAAAGUGCAAUAUUACUUUAAUACAGAAAAAUAAACUUGUAUUUCAACUUUCAAGUGAUCGAUGAAGAUUUUGCGUAGAGAAGAACAUUUUAUUAUGUCAAUAACUCAAUUUUCCACCUAAUGGAAAUGAAGCUGAAUCAAGCAGUCGAGUGAAUAAUGAAACACUUUUGCAGUAGAAAAUAUCAAUAAAGACAAGGUUAUUAAUAACUCACUUUCCACUUAUUAAUUUGAAUCAGAUUUUUUGAAUUAAAAAUGGUGCUUGCAAAGAUUAUGUAACUGUUAUAUUUCAAAAGUUUCUGAAAGUAAAACAAAUCAAUAAAUAACAAAAAAUCCGACGAGAAAAACGCAGAAACAUUUUUACGGUGGACAUUAAAUAAAAUAGUGCAAUAAAACUGAGCAUAAUAGGUUGCCAGUUGUAUCUACAGUCCCUACAGCUAUCUACUUAGCUCGAGUUGUAGCUAUAGAAACUUGUUAACUCAGUGUAAAUUCCACAGAUCGGAUUUGCGUAUGUUUUGUGUUUGUAUGCGUUUCCAAGGCUCGUGGGUAGAAAAUAGAGUGCUGUUUCGACAUUUUUUCUUACCUUCUGUAUUCCAAGGUCGUCAACGUUCUUGAAGAUCUGUUCUUAUUGUGAGCAGUUCUGGAUCACCCUUCUCGGUUCUCACCGUUUUCCGAAAGCUCUUUGAGCUAUGGAACACGAUGGCCAAUAGAUCUGAGAACUACAGACGUUCGUCUACGCCUAAACUGCCACCCGCUAUAAGGAUCAACGGAGCCGACAUAGCUCCCGUUGUACUGGGCUCGAUAUAAGCUCGAUCAGAAAACCGGGUCAAAUCAUUGAAUACUGAUAUUGUCAAACGGAUAAUUUUAUCUACUUCUUGUAAAAUCUGCCACUUAUCUUCCAGUGAAUCACGCACAUCUUUUUCUUCGGUGAAUCGUUCUAUGUGCCCAUUGUUCCUUGGUGUACUUUAAAUAUUAGAACAUGGAAUUCCUUAGAUUCUUUUAAAAGGAAGCUCAAGACCCAUCUCUUUGGAGGACGCAUUCUUAUAACAUUUCUUUAUAGCAUUUCUUAGCAUUUUUAUAUCAUUUUUUUUAAAUAGCAUUUUUAGCUUUAUAGCCUUUCGCAUUUUUAAUUACAUUGAUUGUAACCUUCGGCCAUGAUAGGUUUUUCUUUCUGUAAACGCAUUGAGGCAAUGCAUAAUAUGUUUCAAAAACUGUAAUAAUCAUUAUUUUUAAAUCUUCAAAAUCUCGAGUACAGCUUUUCUAAUAUGGCGGUCUCUCUAGCAGUAAAUGACUGGAUUAACUAAAGAAUUUGAAGGCAUUAGGCUGUGUUCACAGUAUACCGGAUAGAUAUUGCGCCGCCACGAAGAUCAUACCGGAUAGGGCUUCUGUUCACACAUAAGAACAGUUGUGGUGGCGCGAUUUCUGUGACGGAUCGAAGCUGCGCCUCGCCGAUCUCUAAAGAGGAGAGUCACAUAUGAGAUAUAAGUGUUCACCACUAAAAGCCAUCCGGUUUAGUGUGUACACGCCAUGACGACAUUUUAAAAAGAACGGGGAGUUCUUUUCGUAAUAAAGAGAAAGAAACAUCAGGAACGAAGCUGUUGUGACCAAAGCAGUAGAGUAGUAUAGGGCGCAUAGGUUACUUUGUUUUUUUUUUUAGGGGGAAUCUCAUUAAUUUGAGGAAGAAUACCUUAACAUCGAUGACGUCAUGGACUUUUGUCUUUAUCUCAAUUCUGUCAAACCGCUUAAAUAAAACUAGAACAUGACAAACGGGUUAAAGUGGUAAAGGUUAGGUGAGUAUAUUGUUUCUACUGUAAAGGGAAAAUAAUGAGAUUCCUCCGCAAUUUAUACAUGAGAUAAAGACAAAAGACUAUGAAAUCACCGGCUUUAAUACAUUCCCCCUAAAAUAAAUGAAAUUCUCCCUUAACCCUUUAAGCCCUGAGAGUGAUCAGCAUCAAAUUUCUCCUUGUAAUAUCACUGCUUUAUAAAACACAGAGGUCAUGAGAAUUGAGAACGUGAUCACACAAGGUGAAUCUAAUUGAUACUUCAACAAAUUCUCUUCAUCACUUCUAUUGAAAACGUAUAGGGAUAACAAAUGAGAAUUUGAAUUUUGAAGUUAGGGUUUAAAGGGUUAAAAAAGAGGAGUAACCAAUGCGCCAAAUGCUUCUUUCUUGGGGAUACUUCCUUUGUGUCAGCAGUUCUGGAUCAUGUUUCUUGCUUCACACCGUUUUUCGAACGCGCUUAAUGGCGCCAUUUACCAUGAUGGCCGAUGGUAGUCAUGCGUCAGUCUACGCACGAACUGCUUCCUACAAGGAUCAAAGGAGCCGACAUAGUUCUCUUAACCGACGCUGUACUGGGCUCGAUAUGAGCUUGUUCAAAAAAGCGGGUCAAAUCAUUGGAUGUUGAUCUUGUCAAACGGAUAUUUUUAUCUUUAAGUUGUGUAAACCACGCACAACGUUUCGUUCGGUGAAUCGUAUUAUGCCCCCUGCAUUCUCCAGCAAUUUUGAAUCAUGUUUCUCGCUUCUCACCAUGUUUCGAACGCUCUUGAUGCCAUGGACCAUGAUGGCCGAUGGUAGUGAAGGGCCCACGCCCAAACUGCCCUCUUCAAGGAACAACGGAGCCGACCUUGUUUCAUAACAAAUGGGAACAAUCUCUUGAUGUCACCAUUUUCGUUUUUUUCCAACUCGUUAUUACAACUUUUGCUCUUCAUUUCAAGGAAAUAAAUCGUCCGUAAAAAUGACGGUUGAUGAAAUUAAUGUCUGAUAGUAAUGACAGAUUAGUUAGUGAGGGCGUUCAAUUUUUCUUUAGCUUUUCCUCCGAAAAUUACAAUGUUUCUAAACUAGGAAACAUUAUUCAUUCUUUAAAGCGAACGUCUGCGAAGUCUCAUUUUCAUUAAGUGAAUGUUCGUUUAUGAAAAUAGAAUAUCAACAAUAAUUAUUAUUUUAAAUUUAUAAACAUUUUCUUGCAAAUAUCACGUUGGAUUUAAAGGCAUGCUUUGUUUUACAAUAAAAACCUUGUUUUGCAGAAAUGGUGUAAAUGUGCAUAGUACGUCGCAAUCGUAUCGUUUCAAGGCUUGUGAUUUGCUGACGUGCUUGCACAAACAAACAAGAGGUGAACUGAGUCGGGGAGCAGGAAGAAAAAGAAAAAAUAACGAAUACAUUAAUGACGAGAGUUGUGUAGGUUCACAUAAACCAAAACUAGACGAAGUCGAAACAGAGACCAUACGUAACAUGAAGUUUUCCUCCUACACUAAUUACCUCUGUUGGUAAUGAUAACAUGCAUAUUAACGUUAACGAAAGUUAAGAACGUACAAAUGUUGUUUUUAUUCUCUACAAUGAUUGUCAUUUCCAUUAAGUGAAAAUGUUAUAUACAUCAUCAUGAAUGUUCCUAGCUCAAAACUCUUCAAUGACCACACGAAAGAUUAGUAUUUUCUGCAAAGAUUAUCAUGAUUUUACUGACUGCAUUUUUGACGCUAAUGAAAAAUUAUUUCUUCUACAAAAAAGGCAAAGAUGUAAUGUUUCUUAACCUUACUAACUGAAUACUGAAUAUACCUUCGGUGAAUUUGUGCGUACUAGCACGGCAGCAAUUUUCAAGCGGAAAAAUUUAGUGAUUGCGGCGAACAAUUUGCGCUAAUCCUGCAAUACGUCUGCAAUACGUUUCAUAUUCUAAAACCUCGCCUCCGAAUUAAAGCGUGGCUACAAACUCCAUUAAUUUUUGCCGUCCGAACGAGAGUUCCCCCAUUGUCACCUCCAUUAAGCGGCCGUCGAACACUUGAUAUACUUAGUCUGGCUUAAUUUCAAGCGGUAUUUUCAGGGGAAGCGUGUUCGUAGCAAAAUAAACUGAUAUCUCUAUUUAAAAAGAUAAUUCUAAGUUAUGACAAACCUCUAUUGAGAGGCCAACAGCCAUUAAGCGGCCACUUGCCGAUAUCACAUGGGUGGCCGCUUAAUGAAGUUUCAACCGUAUUUUAAUACGCGCGCGCUCGAGGUCUGUUUCACCAGAAAAUAGAAAGUUUAAGCUUCACGUAUACGGCAAACGUCACAUUCAAGUUGAGAAUUUCUCAAAACAGAAAAUGUGCGAAUAAAAACAGCUCAAAACAAUUCUUAUGGAUAAAAAAAUUCGUCAAACUAUUAAUUUAGGUGUGGAUUUAAACAACAAGUGAAGAGGAAACUUGGUCACGUGGUACAAAUUCGCCUUUGCCGAUUUUGUUUAGACUUGAUAGAACACGAAUUGCAAGAGUUUGUUUCGCAGCUUUGAAAAAGCUUCUAUUUAAGACCCUACCAGAUAAUAUGUUUUAAUUACCGUGAAGUUAUCAGUGAUUGGAAAAAAAGGUAUCAGUAAUGGAAGCAAUGGUUUUAUUUUGUUUGCCAAGUGAAAGGACUUUUGCAUUAACAAGCCAGAAUAAUCAAAAUAAAUUCUGGGUUAUUUUCUUUAAAAAAGCAAUAAAAGCUUUUUGUUAUCCAGCUCUCCUAACUGUGGAUGGACGCAUGGUUUCAUAUUUUCAGCUCUAAAGGAAUCGGAAAAUCAGAGGUCACCUCGAUACUCCUCACUGAAGCUCGUAUUUGUUUGUAUAAUCUAUAUAUGAAUGGUAAUGCUCCUUUGCUGAUGGGUAUUUACAACACCUAUUCAGGCUAUUACAAGGUCAGACGAAGAUUAUAUGUUAACGAACGUUUUGUAAAGCUAACUUUAUCUGGGAAAAAUAUAAAAAAAGUGGGCCUGACAAAAUAUGGACACUUAUUCCAUGCUUGGAGUAAUGCUUAGAAAUAUGAAAUGAGACUGACUAUAAAUAAAAAAAAAUUAAAUCUUGCAAAAAGAUCGUUAUAUCUAUGUCAGAACAUCAUCAUUUGUGUCCUAUGAUGGUUACUAUGUUUUCAAAGAAAAAAUCACCCUUGGUUUGCUAAAUUAUGUGUUUGUUGUGCUAAUCAGAGGCCCGUUUUAGAUCCAUUUUAAGGUAAGAGUCGGUGUAUUUCUAAACAACGAAACUGAUUUGGCUUUGACAAUUCAUUUUCACUUACCAAAUACAGAAUAAGGGCUUCUUUCAACAAUUUGGUUUGUUUCUGGCCUGAAUUUUGCUCAAAAUUCCAUUUUGCAACGCCUUAGAGGAACCUGAAGUGUUUGUUCCAAAAAUUCAAUAAACCGUAGUAAGCCAAAUUUUUCUCAACUGAUUUUGAUAAUUGGGUGACUAAGCUAAACAGUGGUAUAGGUAUGAAAGUUAUGCAAGAAGGCAGGUGAAUAUACUGACAUUUUGAAAAAUGGCUAUUUUGGGAUGUAGUUUUAACAUCAAUUUUGGCCAAACUCUAGCCCCAGGCUCCUCUCUGUACAAUACCUUGAGGACAAAGUUUCAUGCAUAAACUGAAAGCUCUGUUAUAGUAGAGUUCAUGGCCAAAUUCAUUUGGUAGCACAAUUUACCAGUGGGGUCUUAUGGCACUUUCAAAAUACCCCCUGGAAGGCUGGAUUUUUGGUGCUCAAAGGGCAAAAAAUGAGACACCCCCCGUAACUCCAGCAAAACUAAAAGUCAGAGAAGUGAGCCAAAGUGGCUUUUGAAAUAUCUCAUGGCAACCAACUUCUGUGCCAAGUUUCAGCCAAAUCGGUUGACCACAACUUUUGGCCCCUGGAACACUUUCUCAGACAAUGACACUUAAAUCACUUAAAAUUACAUUUAAUGUUUAACUAUUAUUGUAGCUCUUCUUACCAUGAAAAUUGCAAUCUUAGUAUUUUUUUCUUUCUGUAAUAUUUAUUCUAUGUGGCAAAAUGUGUAAAUAAAUAGAUCAAUAAAUAAAUUUGAAUUUCACCUCCGAUUCCCCUGUGCCUACCACAAGGCCAAGAGGGCACGCGUGCAAGAUCCCCGUCGACUGAGCUGUAAAAUUUCCGCCAAUCAGCGCGAAGCGGAAACGAACACGAAUGUAAACAAUCACUGAAAAACACGUGCUAAAGGUUAUGAUGUCAUUAUUAAUAUCAUCUCCGCCAAUCAGCAUUUCGCAUCAACUUUUUUGAUGCAGAUAUUCAAACUCCAGAGACGUAGUUGUAAGCUCUCCUUCCUUUCCCUCCCCGCCGCCAGAGCGCCCCCCGGAGAGCUUGCUCGCAGGUUACGGCUGCGCUUGCAGCGAGAACAAAGCUAGCCACACCCUUUGGGAACGGUAUCUCUCUAACUGCGACUACCUACAGAAAAAAAUACCCCAAACUUCAGGAAUAAAGAAGAGUAAUAUCCUUAAACUUGCUUACAUGUGAACAGUAAAACGUACAUAACCACGGCCAUAACUCUAGAUAUGACCUAAAUGUACCAUAGAUGAACCGAUUAACAACAAGUUCACUUCCUUAUAUCGAACAUUGUACAUUACAGUAUUCACUGUUGUCAAAAGUACACCUGCUAGUGCGCAACCACUGGUAGAAACAAUACAGAGUACUACCUUAAAGAAAAAUUCAUUUAAGUGCCAUCUGUUAUUGUAAAAUCUUGCUGUAUGACAGCUUUACUCUCCUUGAAUGGAAAGGGUAAAAGGUAAACUUUAAGUGGACAGAAACACUUUAAAUUUCUUCCGUAAGCAAAGUAACAAGCUUCCUUAAAACAAAGAAAAUGCUGACAAUGAAAUGAACUGAAAAUUCAAGGAAACAAAUGAAUUAUUCUUUUCACUGAAAUUCGCCCAUUGAAAACGCACUUUCGGCAAAGAGAACAUGUACGGAAGUACAAAUUUGUUUGAAUACACUAUUGUUUCUAAAAGGAAAAACAAAGAGGUUGAAAAAGAAGGCGCGAAAUUACUCAGUCAGAUAGUGCUACUGACGAGACUGUAUUUCCGAUUAAUUUUAUAGAUGGGUAAUGAGCUAUCCUUGCCAUUGUCGGUAAACGUGUUUGUUUGAAAUGAAAAAAAAAAAAAAAAACAUUUAAAUCUUAUGACAAUAGCAAGACUUUAUAAAUGAAUUACUCUCGUCCUUAUACAGCCGAGGCGCAAAAGGCCGUUUAAUUUGCCGUGAUGCCUCAUAGCCUGAACGGGCUUGUUUGAAAAUAAGAUUUAGAACGGCUUCACAAUGCAUCACAACGAGACAGAAACGAGCAUCGCUUUAUCGAAUACGACCAGGUCGGUAUUUACUUGUCCACAUGUUCCAGAAUUAACAUGGGACGUGCAUGACACCAUUACUCCAUGGAUUUUUGCUGUUGUUUCUUUUACGAUCUCACCCACAGCAGUUCUUUUAAACGCCCUAGUAAUCAUAGCAAUGAUGAAAAGAAGAGGACUGCGAACUCUUUCCAAUAUCCUGUUGGCAAGUAUGGCCGUUACCGACCUUCUCGUAGGUGGUAUAUGCGUUCCGUUAUCUGCUAUAGAUGGAUUAUUACUUCCCUAUCAAAUUCUUGCUGGUCAGCAUAUUUGCACGUUAGACGUGGCAACUGCCUUUGUCACAUUCACUAUGUCGUACGUUUCACUUGUCCAUCUGGUAAUCAUUGCAUGGGAACGGUACGUGGCCAUUCGAAGAUGGAGGGACUAUAGAAGUAUAUUGACUAAAGGCCGUUUAAAAAAGCUGGCAGUAAUAGCUUGGAUUUCAUCAAUACUAUGCAUUUUGACUCCAAACCUCAUUUCAAUGGUACUCAGAGGAGAGACUACGUUUAUAGCUCUAGGUUUUUCUACGGCUAGUUUCUUGGCACUCAUCGUAUAUUUUUACUUUAUGGUGUUCCUUAAAAUUCGAAAACAAAAAAUCACUGAACUUUUCCAGGCCAGCGUUUUAGUGUCAAUGAAAAUGGAAAGGAGAGUUGCAAUAACCACUGCCAUGGUUACAGCAGCCGUGAUUCUGUCCUUCGUUCCUGUUGCUUCUUUGAAUCCAUUAGGAAACGUUUUUCCCGUUCUUUUGAAAAUGUCGUCAUGGCGAGUGGGGGAAACACUAAUGCUUUCAAAUUCUUUAGUUAAUCCACUUAUUUACUGCUACAGAGACCGCCAUUUUAGGAAAGCUGUGCUCGAGAUUUUGAGGAUUAAAAAACUUUCACCAAAAAAUGCCCGGGAAAUAGGACGAUGGCACGAAGAAAGGGAUGAGCAUGGCUCAAACGAAGCUAAGGUACAGACGACGCAAGAAGCAGAUACAAGUACCCAUCUCAGGAGAUCAGCAUCCUUUGAUUCGAUCAGGUUUUUUGGCCGAGCUCAUAUCGAGGCAAACAGAACGUCGCUAAAGAGAAAUAUGUCGGCUCCUUUGAUCCUUAUCGAUGGCAGUUCGUGGAAGUAGACCAUCGUGGUCCAUCUCUUCAGGAGCGCUCGAAACACGGUGAGAAGCGGGCAGCAUGAUUCAGAACUGCUGACAGAAUCCCCUAGAACGGUGACGACAAGGAAUUUUUUUUCUUGUUUAACUGUGUAAACAUUCGAAAAUAGAACAACUACAUCGCUACAAGCAGAUCAGUCUUUCAGACUUAUUUAAAUUAAGAAGAAGUUUUAAAUGAUGUUGCUAGCACCUCUUACUGCAUCAACUUUCAUUGUAAAAUUAAUAAAAUCUAUGAUAACCGCAUUUAGUGGUCGCGGUACCUUUAAGGGCAGUUUGGAGUAUUCAGGCAUUAAAAUACCUAUUUGUAAGUCAACUAAAUGUGAGUUUUUAUACAGGAAUAAUCAAGGCGUUUUAUCUUGUCAGCCAUGCAAACCAUGAGCACAAGGUAUUAGUUUGUUUGCCUUGAAGGGCAAAUGCCACACACGCUUUUCGGUCAUGCACUGCAGGUGUCUUUGCUUUGAACAUCGUACCUUCGGUUUUGACUCAAGAAAUUUUGUUUAGUCCUUGUAAGGCUAUAAACAGUCCUGCUAAUGUUUAGUGAGCGUUUAUGUUACUGAUAUUGGACACGACCUAAAUUUUGCUUGUCUAGUGAUUUUUAUUCUGUAAGGAUUGAAACAAGAAUUGUAACAAAUUAGACAAAAAAAAAAACCGGUUUUUGAAGCCGUCCUACAGACUUGUAAAAUAGGAAAUGGAGAAGAGGGAUUCACUUCCCCCCCCCCCCUCCACCUAACGCACCGGGUGGGGUGAAUAAAUGAGAAUUCUCUAUUUUCCAAUUGCCCAUAAUACACGCUGUUUGCCCCCCAAAUUCUGCAUAAACCAUUGUUUUUAAAUGCUCCUGGGAGUAUUGCAUUUUCCCAAGAGCAUUUUAAGACAAUAAGUUAUGCAAAAUUUGGGGGGCAAACAGAGUGUAUUAUGGGCAAUUGGAAAAUAGUCAAUAUAGGCUGACGGUUCUUACACUGACCAACGUGACGACCCAUCGGUGCAAAUAUGUGUAAAUUUUGGGCAAGACAUCGCUUAAGUCUUUGAGGACUACUUGCUUCGUGUUGUGUCCAUUUGGAUCCAGGCAUAUUUUCCUCCCUGGUCCCAUUUAGCUUUCCAUUCAAGCUAUCAAGGUGGAAAGCAGCAAAAUCAACUAGGAUAGAUCUUUCCAACGGUACCUCAUUUAGCCGGGCUCCUAGCUGUCUUGACACAUUGACAGAGUAGUACCGAAAAGUAAAACAUUCGGGGAAAGAAUCCAGUUCCAGCUUUGCUAUUCAACUCCCACUCUUUGCAGAUUAAAUUUUCCAGGACGUUAACCAGCCAAAGCUCCUCGGAAAGAAAGACGAUUAAGUGGGCAACAAAACUGGCUAUAAAAAGAACGUCAAAGAGGAAAAAGAGAGCGAGGAAAAAGAUCAAGAUAGAUUCGCAAAAAUAAGUCCAAAGUCUAACUUAGUAGCCUGCGAAAACAUCCGUUUCUCCUCGCUCUUCGCCACUGGGGACGACGUUCCUCCUCGCGAAACGUCCCCAGCGGCGAAGAGCGAGGAGAAACGGAUGUUUUCGCAGGCUACUAACUUAGGCACAUACGUGAAAACAAAAAAGCUGCUUAAUUACAUCCAGUUAGCAGAAAAUUAUGCUCUUGGUGUAGCAAAUCCCAUUUAAACUUUGCCACGCCAACUGAAAUGGAUUUGAUCAACAAUGCUGCGGUUUUCGCCACUAAAUGGCUGCCGCAAAAGGAUCAAGUUAUUUUAGUCUAAAAUACAAGAAAAAGAAAAGAAAAGAAGCUCUGUUAAAUGAUCGACGGGGAUCAUAGUUUUAGACAACCGCGUUCCUGAGAUGUCAUUAUGUCACUCCUUUUAAAAUAGUGACUUGGUUUUCUUUUCUGAUAUAAUAUACCAAGUAAUAUUUUAAUAAUGAUUUUAUGCACCAGUAUCAGAAAAAUCACACUAUCAAAGAGAAUAAUUAGGCCUAAACAUUUCCAAAACUAUCCACAGCCCUAUCCCGCGGUACUUGAUCACUUCCCCCCCUGAAACAACAGACUUUGGCCCCUAAAAUCUAGAAAACACAGUGAUACAGCUAGUUAUUUUAGAGAUAUCUAGAACAGUCCAAACAAAGAUAAUCCGGUUAUUAGACUUGCGUUGUUAUCAUAUCAGAUGACAAUAGAAAUCGCAUCAAGUGUCAAGUCAAGUAUCUUAUUGGAAAGAUAAAAUUGAAUUAUAUAUUGUGAAGGUGAGAGCUGUUUUGAAUAGAAGGCGACAUCAAGUCGAGCUGCGCGCACGUUUGUCAAAUUCGUCGCAAGCUGUACGCCGCAAGACCUAUCUUGUCUAUCUUGCUCUUGUAGUCAGGAGCUCGACAAUUUGGAAAACCCUUACAGUACGUCUCAUCUUCACUCCAAGGCAAAAUGCUGUGGUCAUUUCUCACUUCUGCCGCUGUGUUGCUGACGUUUAUGGUGAGUUUUGUUCCCGGGAGGGCUACUUGGUCCAAUUUUUGCUGGUUAUGUGCCGCCGGCGUCUCAAAUCCCAACCCCAUUAAAGUCUACUUCUUGGCCAGUUAUAGACCCCAUCUUAGUCACUUUUGGAAAAAUGUAAUUUCGGCGAUCCCAACUUAGUAAUCUUUUGUUUGUGCAUCUGCCUUAUAAAGCCUUUUAACUGGGUCUUCCGGGAAUAAAUUGAAACAUUUGUUAAACUAAAUGCAGUGAAAAUCUUCCUAAUUAAAUCUCUACUAACCUGAAUUUUCUGACUCCAAAAUCCCGAAAAUGUGCGGCACCCCAUUCUGGUUACUCUAUUGAUUAUAGUCAACCCAGUCGUGAAAAUGUGAUCCCAUCCAGCGGCACACCCCCAUUAGCCUAUUAUUAGGAGGUACCCCCCCGGGUUUUGUUCCAGAGGGGUAAUUUCACUUUGAAGAGCUUGGAUGCUUGUUGUCUCGUUCGGGUGCGUAAAUUGAGGAAUUUGAAAAGAAAAACGAAAAGAAACAAAGACAGAUAGUACGAUAGAUAGAAGAACAAAUUCCACGACAACGUAUUGGGUUGAAAAUUACCAUACCUCUUAUGUAUCUCUUAUGUACAAUGUUAUCUAAUAGAAGUCAAAUAAAGCUUAAGGCAUGCGCAGAUUGGUCUAAUAUAGUGGUUUACAUUCAACUCUUUCUCUUAUAAGACGGACAUAUUCCAUAGUGACCGACCGGUCCCUAUUGUCCAUCUUAUGGAGAUUCGAGGUAACGUGACACCAGUAAAAUAUCAAGCUGCACCCAGUUCGCAAUGAAGGCACUUCUGUUUAACUUAUGCAAAACAGCUAAAACUGGAACAUCGUAACAGAAAAGUGGAAUCAUUUUCUUCUUGUUGUACAAUCAAACGUUCACGGCUUUGUGGUCUAAAAGCGUAACUGUAUACACUCUGCAAACUGGAGAAAGACUGCAAACUGUUACAAAUUUUGCAAUUUGUUGUCAUGUAAAGCACCCAUAUUUCCGUUUUGAACUAUUUUUCAUUGCAGAACUCACUUCUUAAGUGUUCGUUAAUAAUAACAAUAAAUAACAAUGAAACUUCAUUUAAAGAGGGUAACAUCAAUUUCCCACUCCUUUUUAAUGCAUAGAUGUCCCCUCAGGGUUUAUUUACGCCUUGCUGUGUUUUUAGCUGCUGAAGCUUAUUCAUUGGUUAACAAGGGAAUUAUUCCACGGACUCAAACAAUAGGUUAUUGUUUUGCUCAUUUGUCCUAAAUAUUUGAUAUUAAUAGCAAUGCUCUGUUACAAUCGUGUUUUCUCGGGUGUCAUUUUUCUUUUUUGAGCCGUGCCGGGUGUUAUUUAAAGAACCCUCCAGAGUGGCAUAGACCGGUAAAAUGAUAACCACUCGGGACCAAAGUGAUACUUAGGUUAAGAUACGAGAAAUGCAAUCGCUCACGACACGUAAAGUCUAACCUAAAAGAGGACCGUGUAGAACUCUGCUCCGGCGAUUUUAAACGGAAUUUAUUGGGUGGCGAUGCAGGUGCAUUUUUGAGUCUGAGACUUUCACAAGGUUGAGAUCUCGGUCAAUUUUCUUCUUCAAGUUCACUCGUUCUCCAGGUACCACACAGAUACCACACAGAUGCAAUAAGCUCAUUUACGUCUUUUAUUUCACUUGGCAAAUUUGCCAAAAAAAAGAAAGGAAAAUUGAGACUGUCGCCGAUGACACUUUUCAUCAAAAGAGGAAAUUCUAGAAAUUCUUAGUUCGCGGUAAUUACAGUCCUCUAUCUUCGCGUGAAAUCAAGAUAUCUGCAGCUCCGUUUGCGUAUGUUUCGAUAUACCCCUCAUCACCUAGUGGAAAAUAUCGUUCUAAUGUUUUAGUUUGGACUCCAAUUUUAAAAAAAUACCCCGUUCUAUUCUUGAAAUAAAUACGGAAUUCAGCUGCCCAAUAUUUAUGUAUGAGACUACCUACGUACCUACCUAUCUAUCUAUCUAUCUUGCUAAGAAAGUUAUGUGCUUGAAAUACCCUUGACUAGUGCAACCGAUAACGACGAUAAACAACAUUACCUAAAACUGAACCAUUGCUGAUAAUGAAAUUCUAGAGCUCUGAUUGGCUUAGCCAUCAUGGUACAUGAGCCAUUAUACCAUGUUCUCCAAAUAUGGUGACUGUACGCACGUCUGUUCAAAAUUAAAAACAAGCUGAACAUCGGUCGUUUUUGCAAGUAAAGUCGGGAACGGAAGCGGGCUCCUGGUCGGAUAGAAUUCUCGAUAUUUUGCUAUUCGAUAGUAAUAUCAAAUUUUAUCGAAAUUAUCUAUUUUAUUCAAAUGUGUUUUAGGGCUUACCAUUGGCAAAGAAAGUUGUUUCCGGAACACAAGUACGUUAUUUGUUUAUAUGGCUUAGAAGGUAGACGGAUAAAUUUUCAGCAAAAUUCAUUUUACAAAUAUUCUAACGAAACAUUUUCGGCUAAUCGACAGGAUAAAAACAAAGAGUUAUAAAUGGGUAAACUGAAAAUGAAAAAACUGAUUCAGCUUGCUUGUGAUGGAAACUGUUCAAGCUGAACCCUAUAUUUCAAGUGAGGAUAAUGUUCAGUGUUCAGUUUGUCACCAAGACCCUUGCUUAUUCAAAAAUCAUAUUGCAAAGCAUCAUUAAAAUCAUCCUGAAAAUAUGCAAAACAAAGUAGAUAAUCAACUCCGCAACUAAAUAAACAAAGAACAAAGUAGCAUGACCGUAAAACUUGAUAACAGAGUGAGAGAAAAUGAUCCGCCGUAAAACAGAAAUCAUCUGCAAAGUUGCUAAUAUCAUGAACUGUAAAAUAAUGCAUUACUGAGUUUUGAACCCCGAAUGCAUGCAUGUAGUAUUGUUAAAAUCGAUAGCGCUGAUAAAGAAAAAAGUCGAUAUUUUCCGUCUUAUAUUUUUCGAAAUGUGAAGGUGUCAGGAUUCGAGUAGGUUAUUAUUACAAUAAGUGCUAUCGCCAGAAAUUAUUAGACUACAGUUAAAUUCAAAUACUGAGAAAAAAAAAACAAAAAAACAAAAACAAAAAAAUAAAUAUUGUUGUUCAAGGAGGCUCCUUUCAACGAAAGGGUGCUUUAACUUUUUUGACAGAAAACAUGAAACACAUUUGCGAAACAAAACUUUAAUUUAAGUCUCUUUAACCAAAUCCUCCUUUUUGCACCCCUUUUCCGCCCAUUAGUAUGAAAAAAGCCAAAAAAAGAGAUUUGCAACGGUAAAGGCGUGUGUUAGGCUAGAGUUUUUCACUUUUUGGCGAAUUUAAUGAGUAUACAGCAAAAUUAUGUGAUCGGAAAGUACUCACACAGAGGAAGGCCAGAGGUGAAGGAGAAAAAGAAGCCGAGAAGGCUGUGCGUGCUGUGCUUUAUAGCUUGAAAGUGCUUGUUUGACUGUUAGUUUUAGAAAAACUCCGUCAUGGACCACAACGAGACAAAAACAACUAUUUUUGUUACAGAAUUCGACCAGGUCAGUGUUUUAUUGCCCUCAUAUUCCGCAAAUAAAUAAUGGGACGCGCAUGACACCAUAUCUCCUAUUUGCCGCUUUCGCCUCUAUCAUCUCACCCGUUGUAGUUCUUUCAGCGCGUUAGUAAUCACAGCAUUAAAGAAAAAGAGAGAGCUGCAGAAACUUUUCAAUAUCCUGUUAUCAUAUAGGUCCGUUUCGGACCUUCUAGCAGGUGCUAUAUGAGUGAGCUGUUAUUUGCUAUAGAUGGAUUCUUACUUCUCCAUCAAAUUCUCGCUACACAGCAUAUUUGCACGUUAGACGUGGUAACUGUCUUGUUCAUAUUCACUCUAACACUUUGUUCGAUCUUUCAUCUGGAACUGAUUGCAUGGGAGAGUUACGUGGUCAUUCGAAAAUGGAAGGACUACAGAGUGAUAGUGACCAAGGAGCCCUUGAAAAAGCAGGCGUUAAUAGCUUGGAUUUCAGCAACAGUGUCCGUAUGGAGCCCAAACCUCAUUAUUAUGGCGGUUGGUUGACAGAGUACGGUUGCAACUCCAGCAGUUGCAACAGUUGCGUCAUGGUGUACCUUAAAAUUCGCAAACAAGGAUUCAAUCAAAUCUUCCCGGUCAACACGGUAGAAACAAUGAAAUUGGAAUACAGAGUCGCGAAGACUACUGGUUUGGUUACAGUAGCCCUGAUUCUUUCCUUCGUUUCUGUUGUUAUUCUCUCUUUAUUGGGAGAUUUUUUCCAGUUCUUAAUAAAAUGUCGUCAUGGCGCGUUGAGGAAACACUAAUGCUUUCAAAUUCCUUCGUUAAUCCACUCAUAUACUGCUACAGAGACCACCAUUUUAGGGAAGCUGUGUUUGAGAUUUUGUGGAUUAAAAAACCUACAUGUAUAAUUUGUUGUUGUUGAAUUGGUACCUCUUAGGGGUGAAAAUGAAUUUAGGACACGCCCAUAAAACUAGAUUCUGGUACCUUUUAGGAGUGUUUUCCGGCGAGCACCCCGUCACUUUUAUAGGGGAGUGUCCCCCGGGAAAAUAUAUCCUUUUGACAAGAUCAAUGUCCUAUUUUUGGUCGAGCUCAUAUCGAGCCCAGUAAAACGUCCGUUAAGAGAACUACGUCGGCUCAUUUGAUCCUUGUCAAUGGCAGUUCGGGUGUAGACUAACGCCUGCACUACCACCAGCCAUCUUUGUCAUCACUGCGUUCGAUGAGAAGCGAGAAAUAUAACCAUAACUGUUGACACAAAAAAGGAUCUCAAAAAACGGAGACGACCUUGGAAAAUGGAAGAUCAGAGCGAAUGUCAAACCACCAAACUAUUCACCACCCUCGGGUGAAUGAAUCUUAAGUAAUGUCUCAAGCAGAACGGUAUCAAAUACAACAAAACCCCCACAAUGGGGGCUCAUUUGGCUUCGUCUAGGUUAAAUUAAUCCUGAACAUGCAAGAUUGGUGUUUUCGUUGCAAGUGUUCGGCUCGGUAAAUAUCCACUACUUACCUCCACUUCAGUGAAUAAUUGUUAUAUGUCUUGAAUUUUCCGAGGAACAGGCAAAUGAAGAAGAUAACUUUACAUCGAUCGAGGAAAGCACGUUUUAGCUGGCCUGAUCGAACGUGUCAUCAUUCGGCUUUAUGUUUUUCUGCGGAUAAUUGCAGCUCAAAAAUUAAAAGCUUUUGACCCGUAACUACACUGCGCACGUGGCAUUUGCUCCUUCAAAUUCAUUCCUUUAUUAUUCCUUAAUGAGAAUGCACUCUCCUCUGUCAAACGCACCUAAUAUAAUUAUUGGGGAUACUCCACAUAUAUAAAAGUGACCGGAAGCUCACCGGAAAAUUUCAAGAAAUUAGGUACCGGAAUCUUGUUCUGCCAGAGCGGUCUACUAUCACCCUCAAGAGGCAGCAAUUCUAAAGCAACAAAUUAGGUGUUACUGGCAAUUUUAAUCGAAUAGACCAAUCAGCUGACCACCAAAACUGUACCCAUUAUUUUUAUGGCUCAAGGCCGCUUAAUGUUUCUAAAAGGUAUCACAAUAACUCUAACUGCGAUCAUUACAGAUUUUAGCAAUUUUAAAGGAAUUAAAACCUCACUCAAGAUUACGAGGCUAAAUUUUGAAUUGUUUUCUUUCAUAGGUGAGCUGUGAGGGAAAGGGAUACGUAAUUGUGACCAUUAGAACGUAUAGCAAUUCUAAUAAUAAGAAGCAUAACGAUAACUGUUGUGAUCAUCGCGAUUUCUUCUUCCGCUGUGUUACGUGCGACACGUAUUUUAAACUAUACGUGAACGACCAAUCAUCAGCUGUCAACACGCAGACUGGCCGGAUCGAGGGAAAACGGAAGAACAAACGUUUGCCUAUCAGAAAGGAGUUUACCUUCAGUCAUUUUAGUGUAAGUUCGCCAGUUUUAGUCUUGAUGAAACCAUUUCCUCCUGUAGGGCCAAAAAAGGCCCCUAUGAAGGUGCCUCGAGACCAGGAGCCUAUUACCCAGGCUCCUGGACUCCUGUCUAGAGCUAUUCUCAAGCAUGCAACCCACUACCAUUACUAUCAUCACCAUCAUCAUGCAUCAUGAUCAUCACCAUCGUCAUCACAUCAUCAAGUAGCUCUUAUGCCUUUAAGACUGAGCAGAGAAACCUCUUCUCUCAGGGGCGCCCAACGGCAAUUUUCGGGAAAAUAUCUGUUCGGAAGACGAUUUGAGAUCUAGAAUUUUCGGAGCAUUUGUUGUAAAAUUUCUUGCUUGCCUGCCUCUCCUAGGAUUUUCGAACAUCUACAAAAUGGUAUAAUUACUCAUUUUUAACGGACUUUGACCCCAAAAAAGGCCACCUAGAAUUUUCGGGAGCCUUUUCCUGGCUGAAAUUUUCGAGAAGAUAAGUUUUUAUCCCUAUAUUUUUCGGAUCACUAGAUUUUCAGCUAGGAAAUCCGAACAGAUGAAAAGUUUUUAGGGGAUAAAAAUAUGCCUAUAUCUACCGUUUGAAUACUAAAAUACGUUCAACAAUGCUAUGUUAAGUGGUUUUGAACUAUAUCCUCGUUGGGUGCCCCUGCUCUCUUUGUUUCUAGCUGUGUAGCUUCUGCCAUGCUGAUCUUUUUGAGUUUCAGUCCUUUUGCUUGGUCUAGCCCGUGCUUACAACCAGAGGAACGCACGUUGCAUGCUCUAAUCGCCGGUUCAUUCCAAUAAACUCACAUUAAGUGGCCGAACCAUUUAAGACAUCGCCCACCAUAUUCCAUCAGAAGAUCCACUCAAACCAUUCCUUUAAUUAGUUCGUUCCCGAUAUUGUUCCGCCGUGAUUUUGCGGCUGCUUUCCGCAGAAUAUUCAUCCGGCAGCCCGUGAGCUUUAUGACAUGUUGGUUCAGGAAAGGCCACCUUUACGCUUGGUAGAAACACAGAAGUGAUGAGUAGUAAAUAAUGUUUUAUCGUAGGGAAACGUGGUCUUGAAAUUGGAGGUAUGGGAUGAUGACGUCAUCACUAACGAUGACUUCAUAGAUCGGUUUUCCAAGAACAUAGAUCUUGAUACAGUCAGAUCAGGGCCACCUUCGUCGAGAGAUGGCAGUGAAAGAGUCGUUCUAAGCAGCAAACGCGUAAGGAUAGAACUUGAUUUGGACAUCUAUUGCGACACACACUUUUAUGGUCCUUCCUGUAGCGUAAAAUGCGUACCACGGGAUGACUCGAGCGGACAUUACACAUGUGAUAGUCAAGGGCGAAAGGUUUGUAGGAGUGGCUGGUAUGGAGAGGACUGUACUCGGUACUGUGUCCCGCGGGAUGAUUCGAUCAAUGGCCACUACGUCUGUGAUAAGCAGGGAAACAAGAACUGCCUACAAAACUGGCAAGGGCCAUCUUGCAACAGCUGUGUGAAAAACUGGUACGGCAAACGCUGCUCAACUUACUGCGUGCCUCAGGAUAGCGAUGAGCAUGGACAUUACAAGUAAGAAAAAACCCGCGAAAGCUUGUUUAAUAUCUUUUUUUUUUUUUGAUGUUAGAGAGAUUAAGCAUCGCGUUUACGGCAAACAGCAAACGGGAAUUUGUACUACGUGACCAAGUUCCCCCUUUACUUGUCGUUAACUGUUCGAUAUAACUACACGAAAAUCGCUCGAUUCACGCUAAUUUUACCCAUGAGAAUUCUUUAAGCUGUUUUUAUUUGCUCGUUUCUCAUUUUGAAAAUUUCUUAACUUGAAUCUCACGUUUGCCGUGUGACGUAAACGCGAUGCUUAAUCUCUCUAUUAUUAAUAUUAUUUUUUUUUUAAUUUUUUGACCACAAAACAGUCGGUUUUUUUUCUCAAAAUCGGUUUAACGUAGCGUAAGAAUAGCCUAAGAGGCAAGAGAAAAAAACGUAUGGUAUUUUGAGCGUCUCUCCCUAGUCUCGUUCUCUGUUUUCAGCCUCGGUUCAGAUCUUUUGUUUGACUGUUCGCGCGUACUUGAAUACACAAAAAUAUGGACUGUUUUCCGUCUUUUUUUUGUAUUUUUCUGAGGUGGGGCCGGGGGGGGGGAGAGGGGAACGAGGACCCAUAGGAUGAAGAUGAGGACUGGUGUCGUAAAACAUCAGGAUAAAGGGUAUUUUUAGGCAGCUUUAAAUUUAAGCGCGUGCAAAGAUGUCGGGUAUCGUGAAUAAGGCCUAGUCAUCACCUAUUUGGCAGCUACCCAGCGUAAGUUACAUGUAUAAGAGAAGUAAAAUACAAUAGUCAGAAUGAAAGGGGGUAUGUUUAAAAGAAAACCACCGGUCAUGUUCCCAGUCCCCACUCCUCGCUGUAGCGUUCAAUAAUCCCCGCGGUUUCUAUUUUCGUGCGACGACAACAACGAUAACGUGAAAAAGAAAAAACUGCUCUGCGCAUGCAUCACGCUUUUUAGUACAUUUCGUUGACGUCCGUUGCACGACUACGACGUGAAACAUCCUAAUGCGACGUUCCAUGGAGGACGUUUCCAUUCUCUUUUUGAACCUGGAUAAAGUCCUUAACUUAAGGGUUUAACUCCAGGAAAAAUCACCUGCAUUUGACAAAUUAAACGGGUUCAAAUAGACGCCCAAGUUUGAGAAGACGCAAAUUUAUUCUUUUUUAGUAAUGUUUCACUGCCGUCAUCGUCGUUGCUUUUUAAGUUUCCUGAUAGAAUGUCUGUGAACAGGCUACUGAUAUUGUUAAUUUACUAUUUUGCCUCAUUUUGUCAACUUAAUUUCGGCACAGAUGCGGACUUGAGGAUGGAAAGAAAGAGUGCCUACCGUGGUGGUUUGGUACCGAAUGUGACGCAUACUGUGUCCCUCACAAUGAUGACGACGAUGGGCAUUAUGAUUGCGCGCAUGACGGAAGCAAGACAUGUAAGCCGGGAUGGUUUAGCGAAAACUGCGUGAAAUUCUGUGUCCCCCACGACGAUGAUGACAACGGGCAUUAUGACUGUGCAGCAGACGGAAAUAAAACGUGCAAGAUCGGAUGGUAUGGUGAACAGUGCCUGCGCUUCUGCGCGCCUCAAAAUGAUAACGAAAGCGGCCAUUACACUUGCGACAGCAAUGGUAACAAAGUAUGCAUAGACGGAUAUCGCCCACCAGAAUGUAAAGAAUGCCUCCUGGGUCGAUACGGAUCCAAUUGUUCACUGUCAUGUACAAAUGCAACCCAGCAAGGUUACUAUGAUUGUGCCGACGAUGGAUCAAUGCUGUGCAAGCCUUGGUGGUAUGGGCUGGAGUGUCUGCAGUACUGCGUCCCUCACGACGACAGCAAACACGGGCAUUACACGUGCAAUCCGCUGGAUGGAGGAAAAGUGUGCAAGAAAGGCUGGAAAGGGCCAGACUGUCUUGAUCGCAUAUAAGAUGUAAUCAUCAUAAGAUAUUCGAGAUUUUCUUUUUCGCCCCAUGGAAGGGAAUCCGGAAAAUAGUUGCUUGUGAAAUCUGGAAUCCUGGGCUUUGGAAUCCGAAAUACAAUUCAAGGAAUCUGGAAUCCCACUAACGAUUGGAAACUGGAAUCCAAGUUCCGCUGACAUGGCUUACCUGGAAUCCGGAAUCCACGGCGUGGAAUCCAGAAUCCAAGACCGUUUUGGAUUCCCUUAUAUGGGGUGACUAUUUUACAUUAUGUAGUAGAGCAAUCAAAUAACUUUAAUUCUGAUGGUGGUUCCUCUUUUACUUACCGUAUUUAUUCGUAUAAGCGCCCAACCUCGAAUUAGCGCCCACCUCGAAUAGGCGCCUAUCCUAAAGGCAGAAAAAGUUAAUAAGCGCCCAGCCUCGAAUAAGCGCCCACCCCACCCCACUCCCGCCCACAAAAACUCCAAUGAGAGAUAAUACGAGACCCUCCCUAAGACGGAGUUUUCUUCAGGGUAUUGUACAGAAACCUUGCUUUGUUACACCUUCGCUUCUUGUUAUUAGCAUUUACUGUUUUGUUGCAAAAUAUACUACUACGUUUGGUGAGAAUGGUGAAAAUUUAAUAAGCGCCCACCCUCGAAUAAGCGCCCACUCUCAAGGUCCAAAAAUUUUAUAAGCGCCCAGGGCGGUUAAUCGAAUAAAUACGGUAAAAUAUCCAAGUCGUAUAUUAUUAUCACUUUGGAAAAAUAGCUUAUAACCAAAAGCAUGUUACAUAAACAGUAGAUAUUUGGGUUGCAAGGAAGAUUUCCCUCUAAUGCAAACGGUUUUUUGAGGCGCUUCAUAAAGAGAAAAGUAAACCUCAGUCCUCUGAGAUACCAAAAAACUUUGAAAUACAUUACAGCAAUUGAAUGGUAAUUUUCGCAGAAUAACGUUAUCUUUCCAUCUUGCAUAUUACAUUGUAUUUCUCCUUGGAAAGAGCUACUGUUCCUGCAUGUUUACAUCGAAUCCGUGCCAAAAAACGUUAGGAAUGUUAGGAGUAUUUUCCAGUGUAUACUUUAUCUGCUUUGAACGUCUAUAUGAAAUUGCUAACAUAAGUUUAUAACUUUAAAAAAUGUUCGCGUUAUUUUAUGCAUAAUGCUUUGCUUUCAUUUGCUAGGUGUGCACUAGGUAAUACACCUAAAAAAAUAAGCAAAGUUUAUUCACAAACGAACAAAAAUGGCUGAUAUACAGCUUUGGUACUCAUGUUCAGUGAUUUCACGACUUAAGAUGGCUUUUUUGUACUGUUUGUCGUUUACAGUUACAACAAAGACUACGAUUGCAUUGAUUUCGUGGAUGUUAACACCAGUUUACUAUAACGUGAAGAAUAAACUUAGUUGUAACCAAA